This is a messenger RNA of Botrytis byssoidea, 744 nucleotides long. RefSeq lists its product as uncharacterized. NCBI's taxonomy places the organism in Eukaryota, Fungi, Ascomycota, Leotiomycetes, Helotiales, Sclerotiniaceae. The record is from RefSeq and is a predicted model, not a curated record. The coding region runs from base 1 to 744 and encodes 247 amino acids. The transcript has a single exon.
AUGGGCAACAAGAACAAUCGCGGUCAACAAAAGUUGGCUCCCAUGUCUGUGAAGAUUGCCGAGCAGCAAUUAGCUCAAAAGGGGCAACUUUCUGACAAGAUGGAGGCUGCGGGCCAGAAGUGGUUUGCCCAGAAGGAAGCCGAACGCAAGCGAUGGACCGAGAAGCGAGCUGAAUGGAAGAAUAGACAGCUUGAGAAGAAGCAAGCUGAGGAGAACAAGUUGGCUGACAAGAAAGCCAUCGAAGACGAUGCUAGGAAGAUCGCCGCCACAAUGCACUUUGACUGCAUUCAGAAGCAUUACGCUCUUGUUCUCAAGGAAAAUGGCGAGAAAAAGCAGCUUGUCAUCACCCUAAACUUCAUUGCCGACCCACCUACUGACAUGCUGGCCUUAAUGAAAGUCCUUCCUGAAUAUUCGCCGGCAAUCACUCAUGUUCAAAUCAAGCUCCUUGCCCCUGUUCAACAUGGCUCACGUCAGAAUUAUCAUCAACGCGUCCAAAACAUGAACAAGUUGAUGAAUCAUCUCAAUUUCUUCAAUUUGACUGAGCUCGAGGUUCUUAUCGAUAUUGACAGCGAAGACAGUUUCCCACAGUUGAAGCUGGCUGCGGCAGUCUAUGGUCUCAAUUUCCAAGACUGGACCAUGGCAUACCAAGUCAUGGGAGGUAUUCAUCACUACCCAAUCGAUAGAUAUAGCUCAUAUGGAAAGAGACUUCGAGGUGUCCAUCGGGCUGAGUUUGCUGGUCAGUAG